Blepharisma stoltei is the source of this 660-nucleotide messenger RNA. Lineage: Eukaryota; Ciliophora; Heterotrichea; Heterotrichida; Blepharismidae. The record is from the annotation of a GenBank genome assembly.
AUGUCGAAUUUAAUUGAAGUAGAUAAAAUUAGAGCAUUAGCCGAUAGAUUGGUUAGAGUCCGUGAUUUGCUCACACCAUUAAAUGUAAACAGCCGUCAAAAAAAGAGAGAAAUUCCAAACUACAUCAAAGAAGAACUUGUAAAAAUAUAUGAUGAGUACGGAGGAUCGGGCGUGUUCAAAAAACUUUUUAACAUUUCUUCUAAACGUCUACGAGCCUGACGUAAAAAAUUAAAAGAAAAUCCCAAUUGCUUUUCCAGCGUGAAUACCCUUACAACUGAUAAAUCUGCAAUCUGCAUAGACGACACAGAAGAAAUUAAAAACACUAUAGAAAAGAAAUCCUUAUUAGAAGAGGUCAAGAAAAAAGAAGAAACUAAUAAAAUUUCUUAUAUAAAUGAAGUCAGGAAUAUUUUAUCAAAAGAAAUCAUUGAUAAAUGUGAAGAAAUUAAGCACACAUUAAAAAUCGCUAAGACAAAGAAAAACAAGUGGCUUGAUAGUGAAAUUAAACAAGAAAUUGUGGCAUUAGUGAAUCAAGUCGGAUAUGCUAAACCGAUUGCAGUAAUUUUAGAUAUUGAUGAAAGGAUAAUUGAAGAUUGGAGAAACAGCUCUGCAGGAGAAAUAAAAGAAGGCAAUGAAGGAUUGUUUGAUGAAAUAUAUAGAUAA